This is a messenger RNA of Clonostachys rhizophaga, 294 nucleotides long. The record is from the annotation of a GenBank genome assembly. Lineage: Eukaryota; Fungi; Ascomycota; Sordariomycetes; Hypocreales; Bionectriaceae.
GACUGGGGCGGUGGGGGAUUGCCCUCACCUUCCGAGCACCGUGAGAGCAGCCCGAGGACAGGGCCUGGCACUGCAGAACAAGGAAUCGGGCUCCAACGUCCACAGCAAAUUGAUCCUAUGCUUGAGGACUUUGGAACGCCAGAGGAUGUAUUCAAGGCAUUUAGUUACUUCCAGAAUCAGCCGUACUCGUUCUUUCAUGACGAUACCUUCCGGCAACGUUUGUCGGAACAAGCUAUUCCUAGACAUCUAGUCCUAGCUGUCAUGGCGACUGCAGUUCGGUUUUGCUCGCAUCCA